AGUAUGUAUAUGUAGAGAAUUGCAUAUGUACGUACAUAUAUCUAAAUACCGAUAUGUCAAUAUACAUGCCACACUAGUAGUCAGUAGCAACGGUUUUCGGGGUGACGACUGUGAAACGCGCGCGCAUGAUUUUUUUGUAACUGUGUGCGUGCAACUACAUAUUGUACACAUGCAUGUGUAUUAUUGCUUGUGAGAUUCUAUUCAAUUGUUGUGCUGGGUGGGAAAAGUAAAGCCGGCGCGUAGUGAGUACAAAACAGUUUGGCCGGUGACGUCCUCCGGUGCAGAGCAAUGCUACUAGUGUUACUUUCAGGCGGUCGUUGACUGCCCGCGAAAAACCAGUCGGAAAAUUUUCGGUUGAAUUGUGACGACUAAAUAAAAACGAAUUGGUAUAUACAUAUAUUCAAUGCAUUUUCACGCAUCGACGCGACGUUACGCGAAUGUGAACUUGAAGGUUGCUGAAUCUUAAUAAUAUUGACAACGCGUGUGCUUAUGUUUUUGCCACAAGUUUAAAUUGUUUUUAGUGAAAAAAUAUUUUUCGAUCGGAUAGUUAACAUAUUAAUAAAACAAAAAUAUUUUACAACUUGUAAAACGAGUCCAAUGAGUCUCAUUACUUCACGAAAUGGCUACACUCGAAGCGGAGAAUGUAAAAAAUGAAAAUGACACCAGUUUCGGUGGUAAACGUGUAAAUAUUUCUAAAACGCCAUCUCUGGCAUCCUCACGUGCACCAAACAAGGCGCGACUAAUGCCAGAUGGAGAAGAUGGCACAACUGCCGAAAAUAUUCAUUUGGACGAUUUAUACACACGAUAUCGCCAACGACUUCGUAAGUCUCUUUUUACGUCUGGCCUACUAAUAUCGCUGGUCGCAUGUAUUGUCUCCAUAAUUAUUGGUAUCAUAUAUGAACAAAGCUUAACACAGUUAUGUUUACUCUCUCUGGCUGCCACAAUAUCAGCAGGAAUAUUGACAGCGCUACAAUUCUCAGCUGUGCUUAGCUCACCGGCGGCUGCAUUGGCAUUUGCCAUUCUUACAACUUUCUCGCUAGGGACAAUAGCUGCGAUUACAGGAGAAACAUUGGCACCAAUACCAUUAUUUGCCGUGUUUCUAGGUAUACAUACAAUGCUGCCAAUCUCCUGGCCAGUUUCUAUGGUGUUGGCGCUUUUCAUGACGGCGAUUCAUAUCAUAUAUCGCAUUGUGACCAGCAAGGAUUAUGCACCCAACUUGCCCCUCUUAUUUGGAGAAGUGAUCAUAUUAGCUUCGGCAUCCAUUUCCGGUCUCUAUUAUCGCAUAAUGUCAGAUGCGGCACACAAUCGAACUGUGGAUGGCACACGCACAGGCAUAGAACAACGCGUAAAACUAGAGUGUGAACGAGAACAACAAGAGCAACUCCUGCUUAGCGUUAUACCAGCUUACAUAGCGGCAGAAGUAAAGCGUAGUAUAAUGCUGAAAAUGGCGGAUGCCUGUCAACGCGCCGGAGGGCAAGCUACCUCAUCUGCUACUCGUUUUCAUGAAUUGCACGUGCAGCGUCACAACAAUGUAUCAAUUUUGUAUGCAGAUAUUGUAAACUUUACUCCAUUGUCAGAACAGCUUUCUGCCAGCGAUUUAGUGAAAACUCUUAAUGAUCUUUUCGGACGCUUCGACCAAAUUGCGGGGGAGAAUCAGUGUCUACGUAUUAAAAUUCUCGGUGACUGUUACUACUGUGUAUCUGGACUGCCCAUAUCAAGGCCGCAACAUGCUGCAAAUUGUGUAAACAUGGGUUUACAAAUGAUCGAUGCCAUAAGACAUGUGCGUGAGGCGACCGGAAUUAAUGUUGACAUGCGAAUAGGCAUACAUACUGGUAAUGUGCUUUGUGGUGUCCUUGGCUUACGCAAGUGGCAAUUUGAUGUUUGGAGUGACGAUGUUACACUGGCAAACCAUAUGGAAAGUGGCGGUGUAGCGGGACGAGUUCACAUAACGAAGCAAACUCUGGAGUUCCUCGGUGACAAAUUCGAAGUUGAAGAAGGAAAUGGCGCAAGUCGAGACAGUUAUUUGGCAGAUCAUAAAAUAGAAACAUACCUCAUAGUGCCCCCAAAGAAAAUUAUCUAUUCCCAUAGUGUCCCACAAGUUAUCGAAAUUACUACUUCUUCAGAGGCUCAACCAAGUGAUUGUGAUGUCACAGAACGUCUUUUACCGAUUCCUACACCCACUAGUAUCUCAAAUGUGAACAUAGCAUUGUCUUGUGGACACAAAACUCCUAAUCAAGAAGAUACGAUUUCUACAGGUGGCAUUAGCGGUAUUAGUGGCGGAAUAUUUCCAAUAGAGCGUGGAAAACUAUCUCCUUCGUCCACAAACAGCCAAGAUCCAAUCAUGACCAAAUCUAUGUCCAUCAAAGAACUAUCAGAAGAAGAUGAAGAUGAUGUAAUGAUACAAUUAUCUAACCCAGAAGAAGAGAAUAAACAUAAUGGAGCCACAAAUAUGAGCACGGUCUUAAAUGAGGGUCAAACUGUGGAAUCUAAGUCAUCAUUGUCUUUGCCCAAUGAAUAUGUUAAUAGUGCAAGUACAAAAAAUAUUGGCAAAUUGGAAGUUGGCGCCAACGCAAAUAGCAUCGCUUUAACAAACUCAACGGCGCCUUCAUCAACGUUAACCAACAGUUUAAUGGUUACUGAAGGACCCGAAAAGAUACGACGAAAACUUUCUGUACAAGGUCUUAUCUCUUUUGCGGACAGAAGACGUUCCUCCGGCGCUUUUGCAGAUGGUCGCAAAUUAUCCAUACACAGUGGUGAGAGUUUUCGCAGUCAUAGCGGUCAUGUUAAUCGUAAUCGCCCAUCAUCCAAAAUGACUAAAUAUGUGGAGUGUUGGGGUGCUGAUAAACCGUUUGCUAACAUUGCAGAAUCGAAAUUAGUCAAAAACAUAGGACUCGCAAGCAUUGCUAUGAUUGAAUCCAACCUCUUGCCACCAGAACGUAAAUGCUUCAAUUUCAAUUUCUUUGGACCCCCUACGGAGUUAAAACCGGUUACAUUAUGGUACCGCAACUCUCCACGGGAGGCAAUGUACCGUGCGCAACCAGAUACACAUUUUCGUUUCGAUUUAAUUUGCACAUUUCUUCUUUACCUCUCUAUUACAUUAAUUCAGCUAAUCGCUUUCGAGAAGAAUAUUGCUUUAAUUGGCUCUCUGGCAGCCAGCUUUAUCUCACUCACCCUUUUCCUAUACCUCAGCAAUAUCCAAGUUCCCGAAAUCAAUGCAUCAACAACUGACCGCAACGGACCGGGUCAAGUGGUAGCAAGCAGUCGAUAUAUUCGUCUUGCUAUUUUCAUUAUAGUAAAUACACUAAUAUCAGUGACUGCAGUUUUCAAUGUGAUAAACUUUGUUAAUAAUGAGAAUUUUGAGUCAAUAAAUGUAGAAAGUAAAAUUAACAACUUAUCCAUGUCGGUAGUCAAUGAGACGUCUGAGCCAGGUGUCACGUAUACUAAUCUACAGGAGAAUGCGUAUAAUUUAAAUCAAAUAGAAAAUGCACCAAUAUAUCUGUUCUGCUCUGCUAUCAGUCUAGCAGCGAUAUCUGCUUUCUUGCGCUCCGGUUUUAUUCUUAAACUAAUUACAAUGGUUGCGGCACUCAUCUGUCAGAUAGUUAUGCUGAGCUUCAGUGACCUCUAUGAAAUAUAUAAUCACCUUCAACUCAACUCUUUGCCUAUAGACUUUAAAGGUUUCCUCUUAUUGCUAUUGGUGGUUGCGGUGCUGCAUACUCUCGAUCGACAAGGCGAAUAUGUGGCUCGCACAGACUUUCUGUGGAAAGCAAAAUUAAAAGUGGAGCAAGAAGAAGUGGAAACAAUGCGAGGCAUUAAUAAAAUUCUUUUAGAAAAUAUUUUGCCCGCUCACGUAGCCACUCAUUUCCUUCAUCAGGAGCGGUCUACUGAGCUAUAUCACGAGAGCUAUUCUUGUGUAGCUGUGAUGUUUGCUUCGAUACCAAAUUAUAAAGAAUUUUAUGAUGAAACUGAUGUCAAUAAACAGGGACUUGAAUGUUUGCGACUACUAAAUGAAAUUAUAUGUGAUUUUGAUAAGUUGCUUCUGAAACCUAAAUUUAGUGGCAUUGAAAAAAUCAAGACUAUCGCAAGCACAUACAUGUGCGCAUCUGGUCUACGACCAGGUAAAGAAGAUGGUGCUAUGCGGAUUCGUAAUUUUUCCGAUGAGAAGCACACUGAAGAGCACAACGUCACCAUUCUAGUGGAAUUUGCGAUUGCGUUAAUGUCAAUAUUGGAUUCAAUUAAUCGAGAAUCAUUUCAAAGAUUUCGACUACGCAUUGGGCUAAACCAUGGACCGGUAAUUGCAGGAGUUAUCGGUGCCCAAAAGCCUCAAUAUGACAUCUGGAGCAAUACAGUGAAUGUGGCCUCACGCAUGGACUCCUGUGGCGUAAUGGGGAGACUUCAGACUACCGAGAAUACAGCAAAAGUUCUUAUGGCAGCUGGCUAUGAGUGCGAGUGCCGAGGUCUUACCUAUGUCAAAGGGAAAGGCAAUCUAGUCACUUAUUUUGUCAAGACACAAUUCGAUGGAAAAUUAUAAAAAAAAAAUCAAACGAGGAAAAUUAAAAAGAAAUAAAGUAAUAAAACAUGCUGAAACAGUAAAA
Molecule: messenger RNA, 4592 nt
Organism: Zeugodacus cucurbitae (melon fly)
Lineage: Eukaryota; Metazoa; Arthropoda; Insecta; Diptera; Tephritidae
Gene: Adcy2
Product: adenylate cyclase type 2
Exons: 22
Coding region: 620-4528 (1302 amino acids)
Biological process (GO): intracellular signal transduction; cAMP biosynthetic process; adenylate cyclase-inhibiting G protein-coupled receptor signaling pathway
Cellular component (GO): plasma membrane
Molecular function (GO): adenylate cyclase activity
Source: RefSeq, a predicted model, not a curated record